Misgurnus anguillicaudatus (oriental weatherfish) is the source of this 7219-nucleotide messenger RNA. Lineage: Eukaryota; Metazoa; Chordata; Actinopteri; Cypriniformes; Cobitidae. The record is from RefSeq and is a predicted model, not a curated record.
UCAGACUUUACAACACAUAUACAAUUCUCAUUCAGAAAUAAAGUCAUAUAAGCUGUUUGUUAGAGAACUUGAUCAUUUAAUUUAAAAGGUGCAGUCCUCUGAAGUAAAGUUAGCCUCACAUGUCUAAACGCCCUUCCCCCGACAUCACAGUAGCACAUCAGACUUUACAACACAUAUACAAUUCUCAUUCAGAAAUAAAGUCAUAUAAGCCAGCUGUUUGUUUAGAGAACUGUAUCAUUUAAUUUAAAAGGUGCAGUCCACUGAAGUAAAGUUAGCAGUUUGUCAGUCAGUGAUUUCAGGCCUCACAUGUCUGAGCACCCUUCCCCCGACAUCACAGUAGCACAUCAGACUUUACAAUACAAUUCUCAUUCAGAAAUAAAGUCAUAUAAGCUGUUUGUUUAGAGAACUUUAUCAUUUAAUUUAAAAGGUGCAGUCCACUGAAGUAAAGUUAGCAGGGUCAGCCAGUGAUUAUGUUUACAUGGACAGUAGUAAUCUAAUUACUGACCUUAUUCUAAAUAAUACAGUAUUCAAAUUAAGGUGUUUACAUAAAAUGCUUUUAAUGCUUUCAUGUUCCCAUUUUACAUGUUAUAGAAUAAAUCCAUUAAUCGCAGACAUUAUUACAUCCCCAUGUUACUCCUGAACAACAUAAAGUUCAUCGUUGUUGUGAUACUAUAUUAUUUUUUUAUUUUAAAUAUUACGAAAGCUUAAAGUGCAGUUAAUUAUUUGUUAUAUGUGUUAGAUGUAGGGUUGCUAACUUUGUCACCCUCACCAAAUACAGGACAAAAGGUGGUCUGCUGCAGCAGUGCAGGCAUGGUUUUGUUUGUAUACAGUGCAGCCUAUUUUGUCCAAAUGAUAGCUAAUCCCUUAAUUAAAAUUGUAUAAUAACUCUUAUGCCUUGGCAACAUACAAUGGGUUUAUUAACAGUUUGUUGGUACAGCAGGUACUUUUAACACAGUCCUUAAAUUGAACCAUUACCGUAUAACGCUGCUGAAAAAAAACAGCAUCAAACCAGCAUGGACCAGCAUGGGAAUUAUGCUGGUCUAUGCUGGUUUAGCUGGUGGUCACAGCAUACCAGCACCAAAACACAACAUAUGCUGGUAUGACCAGCAUGGGAUGCUGGUGCUAAUGCUGGUUUAGCUGGUGCUAAUGCUGGUUUGGUGCUGGUUUAGCUGGUGCUAAUGCUGGUGCUGAUGCUGGUUUGAUGCUGGUUUAGCUGGUGUUCACUAGCAAACCAGCACCAAAACACAACAUAUGCUGGUCUUGCUGGUAUGCUGUUUUUUUCAGCAGGGAAGACAAAACAGUUGUGACUUCUGCACUAAGGGUAAUUAAACGUUAUCCCCUUCAUGUUCAUCUUACAUGUGACAAACUAAAACUAACAUAGAUUCAAUGAUUCUGUGAGCUGUAGUUUUGCAGAGUCAACUUCAAAUACUUUAAUUAAAACACACAGGAUGUGAAUUAGAAGUGUGAGAAUGUCCAAGCAAAGUUGGAAAUGUUUUGUUGGGGCCUUUAAGAUCGAUUUAUUACGCAGGUCUGGAUCAGUGAUCUCUUUGUAAUUGAGACUGAGCAUUUUAAUUAUGAAGAUCUUUGCACAAAUAAUAAAAGGAUAACAUGAUAUCAUAUUAUAUGACCCCCUUUAGCGUAUACUGAUUGUGUUUGAGAUUAUUCUCAAGUGUUCAGCACUGCUUGCUACUUGUUUGACUUCAUGCGGUGCCGCAUGAACAGACAGGCGGAUGAAAUCAAAGUACCGCGAGAGCAUUUCGAUAGCAGUCCACUUUGUCUGAAUUCUCAAAUCACUCUUGUUGGAUUUUGUCGUCAUCUGCUUCUCAGUUGUUGUGGAGCCACAAGAAGUCGAGCAAGCCUGUUGUAUCAGUCACUGUUUAGAUCAACGUAGCAGUCAAAAACAAGACAUGGGAGGUCACAUACAGGACUAAAAUCAAUGAGACCCAAAAUACGGACAUGCCGACUAAUACGGGACAGUUGGAAACCUAGCUAGAGGGCCUUUCCUGCUUGAAGCCAUCUGUUUACAGCCAAACGGUUGACCACUGUGUGUGUAUAUGUGUCCUGUCACAAAACUCCCACACAACGUUAGUAUUGUGAUUGAAGUGUGUAGGUCAUGAUGCACUUUGAUAAUGAAGCUAAAAUAUGAAUAUGAAUUUGAUUUGUGUUUACUUUGAUUAUGACUUUAGCCAAAUAAGAGUAAUUAAAAACCACUGUUUACAUCUUAGUUUUGCAGUUGUUUUAUUUGAAUAUUGUUGUGCAUGUAAACAUUGAAACCCACUUGUUUUAGCCACUGAUGCUCCACAUCAGAGCAGCACAUCAAACUGCUAACUACACAACCAGAAGAAAUUAACAGGAGAUUUAGUGUCAUUUGAGGUUAUCAACAUAUAAACAUGCUUUUCACACUGGAAAAGUUAACACCAGGUUAUUCUAAACCCCGGGUUAACGGAAUCCUGGGUUAUCUGUUUCACGUGUCACACUGUUCGUGCUUAACCAGGGGUUAAGAGAUAACCCUGGGUAUUCAUAAUCUGAAGUUACACAUUGUGUAUUCCUAAACCCUAGGUCAGGUGUCUAAAACCCUGCUCAUACACCUGUCUGUAAUUAUCAAACAACCCUGAACACCUUCUGUUUCAGCUGUGUUCAAUUUGGGUCAAAAGUUAUUAUAUUAUAUUUUUUACUUGUUUAAAAAAGCUUUGUUGCAUGUUUAAUUUUUAUUAGGUAAUAAAAAAGACAGUCCAAUAAGAUAUUGUAGGUGGAGCAGUAAAUGUUCUCAAGAAACAGAGCUUUCAUUAAGCUGUUUUGUUGUAUGUAUUAAAUGUUUUUAAAAGUACAUUCCAUCAAUUAAUUUCCAUGUGGAUUUGUCAACAUUUAGAGGAAUCUCUCUGUAAAUAGCAGUUGUUUUGGACAGUAGCACGAGGUGCUGUGCUGAUCCCCUUGUCUGUAGCGUAACAGCAAAAACACUAAGCUGUGUUCAUACAGCGCUGCGCAGAUCGAACAAGAUAUGACAUCACAGUACCGCGAGAUCAAACUUUAUCAAUACGUGCUCGAAUCGCUCACGCGAUAUUUCAACGUGACAUCCUUUCGGCCUUCCUAUCAACGACACUUUUACUACGCAAGUCAGCAGCAGUGGAUUCGUUUCCCUGGAAAUGCAGACACGUGAUAAUGACAUCACCGCUGUUAGCCCCAAUUUCCCGCGAAGCAGACUACACGCGCUCAUUAUAGGAGGAAAGUCACUGCAGUCGCCAUGAUGCUGGGUAUACCAAGGCAGAAAAAACGAAAAAGACCUCAACAGGAUGCUGAGCAUCACAUUACUUGCAAAACAGACAAGCCUGAGCUUUAUGAGCAAGUUAUCAGCAAAUAUAAAGGACGUGGAGUUUUCACCACUGAAUCAUUUUUUAGAGGUGAUUUUGUCCUUGAAUACAGAGGUGAACUUCUGACUUCAGAGGAGAGCCUUGAUCGAUCUAAACUCUACAAUGACGUUGAGAACACAUUCUUGUUUGAUUUUCAGUGGCAUGGCAAAAAUUGGUGCAUGGAUGCAUCCAAGGAAGAUGGGUCCUUGGGAAGACUUGUAAAUGAUGAGCACAGAAAUCCUACAUGCAAAAUAAGAACUGUUGAAGUGAACAAAAAACCUCAUCUGUGUCUUUUUGCUGUACGAGAUAUUCAACCAGGGGAAGAAAUCACUUACAGUUAUGGAGAUUCAGAUUGGCCUUGGCGAGCUAAGGUAUCAUCAACAGAAUCCAGUGAUGAAAGCCCAGUCAGCAGUUUGGAUUUGCAGAAAUUGUUCCAUCAGGCUCCUCCUGUUUCCUCAUCUGCCUUGUAUAAGGUGUACAUCAAUGAACCACAUAAGCAAGUUGAGCCACAACAGUCAGGCAAAGCAAGUACAUCAGAGAAUAAAAUGAAACUCAAAGAUUGCCAUGAGCGCUUUAACAGAGCACAAAUUAAAACGAAAAAGACUGCCAUAGAGCAAUCACAAGAAUAUUUCAUGCCCUCAUCACCUGUGAAGACCACAUCAUGGUCCUCUUCUAAUGUGCAGCCUUCAUCACCUGUGAUGACCACAUCAUCUUCCUCUUCUCUUGUGCAGCCCUCAUCACCUGUGAUGACCACAUCAUCUUCCUCUGCACUUGUGCAGCCCUCAUCACCUGUGAAGACCACAUCAUGGUCCUCUUCUCAUGUGCAGCCCUCAUCACCUGUGAUGACCACAUCAUCUUCCUCUGCCCUUGUGCAGCCCUCAUCACCUGUGAAGACCACAUCAUCUUCCUCUGCACUUGUGCAGCCCUCAUCACCUGUGAAGACCACAUCAUGGUCCUCUUCUCAUGUGCAGCCCUCAUCACCUGUGAUGACCACAUCAUCUUCCUCUGCCCUUGUGCAGCCCUCAUCACCUGUGAAGACCACAUCAUCUUCCUCUGCACUUGUGCAGCCCUCAUCAUCUGUGAUGACCACAUCAUCGUCCUCUUCUCCUGUGCAUCCCUCUACACCCUUGCCCUGUGCUGCUUCCACCCCUGUGAUUUCCUCAUCACAGGUGUCUGAGACACUAUCUUUAAUGGAGUAUUCUGGGAGUGCCUACAGUGAUUCAGAUGUUACGGACUACAGUGAUGUUGACUACAUACCCCAGAUCAGCUCAGAUGAAUCAGAUGGAAGUGCUUCUGGACAAAGCAAGGCUGAAAGAAGUUCAGAUGGAUCAAACAAUAAGUUUGAAUGUAGUGAUCCUAGACCCAACAAACGUUUAAGACAUACUAAAUCAACCCUUUCAAAAAGGAAAGCUGAAGAGGCAGGUAGUUCAUCUGCCAAAUGUAUGACAGCAGUGUCAUCAAAAAGGAUGAAAUGCCAAACUGAAGAGACCAAAACCUCAUCUGACAAAAAGACUUUGGUUCAGUCAAUGCCAUCACCACAAAAAAAGAGCAGGUCAUAUAACAAAAAACAGUAUUGCCUUUAUUGCUCUAAGCCAUAUGCAAAAAUGGCAAGACACCUUGAGUUUGUACAUCGCAAUGAAGUAGAGGUUGCAAAGGCUGUAGCUUUCCCAAAACGAUCCAAAGAACGAAGAGUCCAGUUAAACCUUCUUAGAAAAAGGGGCAACUUUGCCCACAACACAGAUGUGGUGAGAAAAGGGGAAGGUGAGAUGAUUGCCUGCUACCGUCCAAAAAAGUGCAAAAACCCCAAAGAAUUUAUCCACUGUAUUCACUGUCAAGGCCUUUACAACAAGCUCAGCCUAUGGAAACACAUUAAAAACUGUCCACUUAAACCGAAGGAUGAUGAUGCUCAGGGCAGAAAAAGAGUAAGAUCUCUUUGUGCCCUAAAAACACCUGUUGGCUUAGAGGUGAGUAAAGGUUUCAAGAAAGUACUUUCCCUGAUGAACUAUGACGAAGUUUCAAGGGUGAUUCAUAGUGACAGAUGCAUCAUGCAACUGGGAGAGCACAUGUUUAACAGGAUGGGAUCUGAUGUGACCAAACAUGACUACAUCCGACAGAAAAUGAGAGAAGUUGGCAGACUUCUUCUUGAAGCAAGAAGGAUAACCCCACUGAAAACAAUGGAGGACUUCAUGAUACCAGCAAACUUCAAACAUGUCAUAUCAGCUGUGAAAGUUGUGUCUGGCUUUGACGAAGAGAAGAACUCUUACCGCAUUCCCUCUUUAGCCCUCAAACUUGGACAUUCUUUAAAAAAGAUCUGUAGCAUUGUUGAAAGUAAUGCGAUGAUGUAUGGAGACCAUGAGCGUGCUGAGUGUGCUCGAGACUUCAGAAAAGUACACCAAGCAAGGUGGAAUGAAUACAUUUCUGCUGGUGCUAUAACUACAUUGAAGGAAGCCAAGUGGAAUGCACCACAGAUCAUUCCUUUCACUCAGGAUGUCAAAGUCCUGCACGCACAUCUAGAAAAGAAACGGGAUAAAUUCCUUAAUAAACUUAAAAACUGCCCGUCUGCAGACAGCUAUGCUGCUUUGGCCAAAGUCACACUCUCCCAAGUUAUCCUGUUCAAUAGACGAAGAGAAGGUGAGGUGUCACGGAUGCUUUUGUCAGCUUUUCAAAGCCGGGAUUCUUCUGAGCUGCAUGAAGACAUAGCCAUCUGUCUUUCUGAGUUCGAGAGGAAGCUGUGUAAACACUUUACCAGAGUAGAGAUCCGUGGUAAGCGAGGGAGAAAGGUCCCUGUCCUCCUCAAACCUUCAUUGGUUUCUGCCAUGGAGCUGCUUGUUGAAACACGUGAGGCUUGUGGUGUCCCAAAUGAGAAUCCUUUUAUGUUUGCCAGAUCUGGUGCAAUGUCUGCCUACAGAGGAGGAGAGUGCAUAAGUAAAGCUGCUCGUGAAUGUGGCAUUAAGAAUCCUGAAGCUCUUUCCUCAACCAGGCUCAGGAAACACAUAGCUACCAUGUCAAAGAUUCUCAACCUUGAUGAAAAUGAAGCAGAUCAACUGGCUGAUUUUCUCGGUCACGAUAUAAGGAUCCACAGACAGUAUUACCGGUUACCAGAGGGGACAUUGCAGCUGGCAAAAAUGAGUAAGGUCUUAAUGGCAAUGGAGAAAGGAACGCUGUCCAGCUUUAAAGGAAAGAGACUUGAUGACAUUGAAAUCGACCCAAAUGAGCAACUCGAGGCCGAAGGUGAUACAAUGUCAAGUGAUGAAGAGGAUUGUAGUGACCUACCUCAGACAACAUCACCAGUACCAGCAGAGACUGAUCAACCAUCUGCUUCACAGAAAGAUCAAGGUUCAUCAAUACCUCCGAAAAGAAAAUGGGAAGAAGUUGAGGUAAAAGCUGUUGAAAAACACAUGAUGAAGUUCAUAAAGACAUGCAAAGUUCCUGGUAAGCAAGACUGCGAGAGAUGCAUUCAAGCAGAGCCAGAAGCCUUGAAGGAACGUACGUGGACUGGUGUGAAAAAUUAUGUGCGAAACAGGAUCACCACUUUAAAAAAACAGGGUGGAUUAUAGGGGAGCAAAUAAAAACACUUUUUUUCUUUUUACUGUAAAAAACAGAGCAUGGUGAGGAAAAGUUGCCAUGUUACAAAAACAUAAAAUAAUGAAUGUCUUUUCUAGAAUAACUUUUUAAUAUGUUUAGGGCUGCAAAAUGAUGAAUUAUGACCAAUCGUUUGCAGAAUAAUUUUUUUUUUACAUCAUAUGUGUGUAUUGUGUAUAAUAAUUAUCUAUAUAUAAAUACACACACAUGCAUGUUUAUAUUUAAUAAAUAUAAAAAUGUAUAAACACAUGUAAAUGUUUAUAUGUAUUUUAUAUUAUAUAAACACUUAA